Peronospora belbahrii is the source of this 2187-nucleotide messenger RNA. NCBI's taxonomy places the organism in Eukaryota, Oomycota, Peronosporomycetes, Peronosporales, Peronosporaceae. The record is from the annotation of a GenBank genome assembly.
AUGAAAGGCUGGCGUCCUUAUUAUUGUCCAAUCAAUCAUUUUGUGUCCAUUCAUCAAGCAGUUGGCAUGAAGACGCACCAAGUGACGUCGUCGAUCAAGAGCCACGAGACUUGUACUAUUGCUACAUCCAUUCCAAUUGAAUUGCCACUGGUUGAACAACGUCCUGGUGAAGCUCCUAUUCAAAAAGUGUAUUUAAAACCCAAGUCAGCACCAAAGGAUAUCAGUAACGAAGCUAGUGGUACCAACAAUGUCAAUACAGUGAGGAUUGAGUGCAAUCAAGGCCAGAAAAAACGGGGUGGAACUUUUAAAAAGCGCCCGAUAGAUGCUGAACCAGAUCCGGCAGACAUGUUGUGCCGUCCUGUCGCCUCUGGCGAGAGCUGUCAGUUUGGUGACAAAUGCAAGUUUAACCAUGACAUUAAUGACUAUAUGAAGCGUAAACCAAAGGACUUGGGCGAUCGUUGCCCGGUGUUUGAUGCCAGAGGCUACUGUCGCUACGGUGUCGCUUGUCGGUUUGCCAACGCACAUAUUGAGAAGGUAAAUGACGAUUAUCAUAAUGUAAAACGUGAAGAUUACGUCGAGGCACUGGAUCAUGAUGUGGGCGAUGAGGUGAACGACUUGAACCAUGAUUUGCGGAUGAAGCUGCGUAAAGGUACGUACGACUUCCAGUCAAAGCAGCAGAUGAAGAAAGCAAAGAAAAACGGUGGCAAAUGUCAGCAGUGUAACGAUCAAACGAAGGAGGUUAAGACGCAAGGCGACACUUCUUCCGUCACACUUGCUGAAGCUACUGCGACUAGCGAAACGUUGGCUGCAAGGAAUUUGCUGUUAGCUUCCGAACCCAUGCAAUUGGAGCUUGCAGAAGAUGUGAAAAUUGAAUCUGACGUUCAACAUAUGGAGAUGGAGCCUGCAGAAGUUAUGAAAAUUGAAUCUGACGUUCAAUAUAUGAAGACGGAGCCUGCUGAUGAUAGCCCAUUGCUGGCCGAACGAAAGCCUAUUGACUUCAAGAGGAAGAUUUACAUUGCCCCACUUACUACCGUUGGCAACUUGCCAUUCCGUCGGUUGCUGAAGCAAACCGGCGCUGAUAUUACGUGCGGUGAGAUGGCCAUGGCUACAAACCUACUGAAGGCUCAGCAGUCAGAGUGGGCAUUGUUGCGACGUCACAAGAGUGAGGAUAUUUUUGGUGUACAGCUAGCGGGAUCCUUUAGCGACCAAAUGGCCCGUGCGUGCGAGCUUCUUGCUCGGGAGACCGAUAUUGAUUUCGUUGACAUUAACAUGGGUUGUCCCAUUGAUAUCGUGUGUCGCUCUGGCGCUGGAUCUGCUUUAAUGACCCGGCCACCUCGACUGCUUGAGGUUGUGUCUGGUGCAUUAACCGGACUAGAGCUUGGCACGCGCAUGCGUACAGGUGGCACAGUGAACACCCCAGGGCUGACCGUGAAGCUUCGCACCGGAUGGAGCGAGAAACAGCCGAGUGCCCAUAAAUUAGUCCCUAAGCUACUGUCUGUGCGCGCUUCGCUGGCGUACGUGAACGCCGCGGUUGUUACUGCGGACUUUAAGCUCCGCGCCUCACAAUCCAUCGACGCUAUUACGGUGCACGGUCGCUCAAGGUUGCAGCGCUACACAAAGAAUGCUGACUGGGAUUACAUUUUCCAGUGCAGCGACGCAAGAACAAGCAGCAUGAAUGACACGCAUUCGCCACCGGUACCGUUCAUUGGUGGUGGCGAUGUUCUUUCAUACGAAGAAUUUGACGACCAUCUGCAAAACGGCAAGCUCGACACGUGUAUGCUGGCACGCGGUGCACUCAUUAAGCCGUGGCUUCCUACUGAGAUCAAAGAGCGUCGUCACUGGGAUAUUUCGGCCUCAGAACGCUUCGACUUGCUCAAGGAUUUUGUUUGUUUUGGACUCGAACAUUGGGGUUCUGAUCAAAAGGGCGUCAAUCGGACGCGUCGUUACUUGCUCGAGUGGCAGUCAUUCCUUUGCCGCUACAUUCCAGUGGGUUUGUUGGAGACUCUUCCUCAGCGUAUUAAUGACCGCCCAUCGCCUUAUUAUGGACGCAACGACCUUGAGACAUUGAUGGCUAGCGAUCAGGCAAUUGAUUGGGUCAAGAUUUCCGAGAUGUUACUUGGUCCUGUGCCAGCCAAUUUCCAAUUUGUGCCGAAACACCGUGCUAACGCGUAUGAGACUGAUGGUUGA